AUCCGUGAAAAGCAUCCAACGUCACCAAUACAAAGCUUUCAGAAAAAUCUCCUCUCAACCAAACAUCAAGAUGAUCUCCGCCGCUGCAGCCCGCGCUGCCCAGCGCACCACGACCUCGCUCGUCACCCGCCGCGCCUUCCACGCUACCCGUGCCCGGCUCUCGUCGCCGUACCACUACCCCGAGGGUCCUUACACCAACAUCCCCUUCAACCCCAAGACCAAGUUCUUCUUCGUCAGGUACUGGCUCUUCAUGGCCACUGGCUUCUUUGCCCCCUUCGGCAUUGCUGCCUGGCAGACGUACAAGCCCCGGUAAAUUCUGGGCUUAAUUGGUUAUGUUUGGAGGUGUUGGUCACAGGUUCGCGGAACUUGGUGAUUGGAUCAGGGAGGAGGGAGAUUGUAUGUGUACUGCCAACAAUAGACUCGUCAGCAAUAGACGCUCCCUUUUGUGCAUG
Molecule: messenger RNA, 452 nt
Organism: Pyricularia grisea
Lineage: Eukaryota; Fungi; Ascomycota; Sordariomycetes; Magnaporthales; Pyriculariaceae
Exons: 3
Coding region: 71-313 (80 amino acids)
Biological process (GO): mitochondrial electron transport, cytochrome c to oxygen
Source: RefSeq, a predicted model, not a curated record